AUGGGCUGCAGCAAAAAGAGGAAUAACGAGUUGUUAUUUCCAGUUGCGAAGCUGCAGAAGCAUUUCCCCCCAAUUGAAUGGUGGCAGGGGAAAGAAAUUUUGCACAAAAUUCAGAAAAAAAAUCAAAGGAAGUUUGAGAAAAAUCCGUGUGAUAGUUUAUGGGGGAAAUUUAUCAACUGCUUGAGGAAGUACCCGCACACCUUUUCCAAGUGCAGAAUAGAAGGCACGCGGUAUUUGCAAUGUCUAUCGUCCAUUAACCAGGCGGAAGCAAUAGAUAAGCCCACGAAUUAUGUAAAGGUGUUGGAGUAUUUUAAAAUUUUCAACGAGACCAGCAGAUUUAAGUACAAGAAGCCGGAGCUGACGGACUAUUCCUUUUCGCAGAGUUGGCCUUUUUGCAGCGAGAAGGGCGACGCGCAGGACGGGGGCGACAAGGGGGGCGUU
Messenger RNA from Plasmodium cynomolgi strain B, 441 nucleotides. RefSeq lists its product as hypothetical. The transcript has a single exon. The record is from RefSeq and is a predicted model, not a curated record. The annotation marks the transcript as partial. NCBI's taxonomy places the organism in Eukaryota, Apicomplexa, Aconoidasida, Haemosporida, Plasmodiidae.